This is a messenger RNA of Cajanus cajan (pigeon pea), 735 nucleotides long. The record is from RefSeq and is a predicted model, not a curated record. Lineage: Eukaryota; Viridiplantae; Streptophyta; Magnoliopsida; Fabales; Fabaceae.
UCUUUCCUUCCUCUCCUCUCCUCUACCUUUGUACUAUCUCCAAAACUAAACUUCAUCGUUUCCUUUCCUUUCCUCCAAAACAAUCAUCAAAGAGAGAAGAGAAAGCAUAUGAAAGAUGCUGGGUCUGAGUGUAGUCUUAGAGGCACAGAAAAGAAGCAGUGUUAGCAACAACAAGACUCCACAAGUGAUUAACAAAACAACCAUGCUUAGCACAAUCAACAAACACUCUCCUUCAUCAUCCAUCCAUAACAUCUCUCCUUUUCAGGAACCAACGUUCCUAGACCAUUGCUUUCUCUGCAACAAGAGACUCUUGCCAGGGAAAGACAUCUACAUGUACAAAGGGGACAGGGCGUUCUGCAGCGUGGAGUGCAGGUGCAAGCAGAUUUUCAUGGAUGAGGAAGAGAGUGUUGAGAAUGAGAAGUGUUAUGUGGCUGCAAUGAGGCCCACAGCGUCUGGUUCUCGUCAUGGUCAGAAAGGAGCAACAAAUUGACACGCUGGUUUUGCUUUGCUUACUCAUGAAUAUUAAUAUGAAUAUUAUACAUGAAGAAGAACUAGGUUAGAGAGAAAAGAAAGAAUGAUAGUGGUUGACCAAAAAUGGGGGACAAAUUUUUGUUUUGUUUUUUAGCUAUGUUCCAGUUUUACCCAUGCUUCCUCUUAUGUUGUAAUAACUUCGAACUAUUUUGUCCUUUUGUUUCCUAGUAUCAAGCCAAAAUGUCCUUUUGAACUUUUAUUUUA